Messenger RNA from Tricharina praecox, 1377 nucleotides. RefSeq names its product putative rRNA assembly protein Mis3. Lineage: Eukaryota; Fungi; Ascomycota; Pezizomycetes; Pezizales; Pyronemataceae. Gene Ontology annotation, molecular function: RNA binding. The record is from RefSeq and is a predicted model, not a curated record. The transcript is spliced from 4 exons. The coding region runs from base 169 to 1212 and encodes 347 amino acids. Gene Ontology annotation, cellular component: nucleolus; small-subunit processome.
CUUUUUCCUUUCGCUAUCACUUGGUUCCUGACCACUAACACCCACAACCACAACCACAAACAAAACCACCACCGCCGCUGAGAUCACCACUUCUACUGCACGCGAAUCUUUUCUUCAGCGCACUGUUUCUGCCAUAUACCCUUUACUUGAUACUUGAUUACAUUCGCAAUGCCGUCGACGCACAAUGUGGACAAGCCGUGGGACACGGACGACAUCGACAAGUGGAAGAUUGAAGAGUUCAAGCCGGAAGAUGCCAAGUGCGGGCCCUUCCAAGUUGAAUCGGACUUCCAAGUGAAGUUUCCCAAGUACCGGGAGACGUACCUGCGCCAGGCGUGGCCGCUGGUGACCCGCUCGCUCGAGAAGAUGUUCAUCGCUUGCCAGCUGGAUCUGAUCGAUGGCUCCAUGACCGUCAAGACCACGAGGAAAACUUACGAUCCGAGCGCGAUCCUGAAGGCGCGCGAUCUGAUCCGGUUGUUGGCCCGGUCAGUGCCCGUCCCCCAGGCGGUCAAGAUCCUUGAGGAUGAUAUGGCGAUGGAUAUCAUCAAGAUCAAUGGCAUGGUGCGGAAUCGGUCAAAGUUUGCGAAGCGGAGACAGAGAAUUCUGGGCCCCAAUGGAAGUACGCUGAAGGCUCUGGAACUCUUGACUGGAUGUUACAUCCUCGUCCAAGGAAAUACGGUGUCGUGCAUGGGUGGGUACAAAGGCCUGAAGGAGUUGCGGAGAGUGAUUGAGGAUUGCAUGAAGAAUAUUCAUCCGAUUUACCACAUCAAGGAACUCAUGAUCAAGCGUGAGCUCGCCAAAGACCCUGCCCUUGCCAACGAGGAUUGGAGUCGUUUCCUUCCUCAGUUCAAGAAGCGCAAUGUCCAGCGCAAGAAACCGGCCAAGAUUACCGAUAAGUCCAAGAAAGUUUACACGCCCUUCCCUCCAGCACCAGAGAAGUCCAAGGUGGACCUGCAAAUUGAGAGCGGAGAGUAUUUCCUUACCAAGCAGGCAAAGGAACGUGCUGCCCGCGAGGAUCGAGAAGAUAAGAGGAAAGAAAAGCAGAAGGAGAAGCAAGUGGAACGCGAGAAAGACUUCAUUCCUCCCACGGAAGAGGGCGACCAGAAGAAGUCAAAGAAGCGCAAGCGAGAAGGCGAGACAAAGGAAGAGCGCAAAGCCCGUAAGGAAGAGAAGAAGAAGAGAAAAGAGACUGUCAUAGACGAGUCCGACGAUUAGUUCCUGUGCCUUACACUCUCGUCAUUCUUGCAUUUUUCGACUUCCUGGAGAUUUGUACUUUUUUUACUUCUUUUUGCAUAUGGCGUUUCUGAGCGAAUUUCACUGUUUCUGCUGGCUUACAUAAAUUGAUUUGCCUUAAUUGAUUGUUUUUGUCUGAGCCCUCGC